GGAAUCAGAAGAAGAUGCAUCGGAGGAAUUCAUCGGCAAUCAUGUCUUCAAAGCAGGGGAGCUCAGAAAUUACACUUUGCCAAAACCUAACAGGGUCGCGGGCAAGAAGACAUUUCUCGGCAUCGAAGCGGUUAAUCCGUCAGUUACAAGUUGCUCGGGACGUGCCCAGACGAUUGGGACUUGGCUCAGAAGCUCAUGAUCAGUGGCUGUGACCCAUUGCCCAGAAGGAGAUGCUUCUCAAGAACACCACCAAACUACACAAAGCCAAUGCCCUCAAGCAACUCUCUGUGGAAUCAGCCUAGGGAUGCCAACAUAUUGUGGAGCCACUACAAGUGCAAGGACUAUCAAUGCCUCCUCUCCAACCAAACAGGGAACAAAAGGGGCUUCUUCAAGUGCUCGGACUGCUUCAACCUCUCGAAGCGAGGGUGGGAAGGGCCGGUCAACGAGCCAGAGGAAACUGCCGAGUUCACCAUCGAUCAGGUCCUGGCCCUGAAGCCUGGGGAGAUCAGGGUCGGGCUGGACUUUGGCCCGUCGACGGGGAGCUUUGCCGCCCUCAUGAGGGAGAGGAACGUGACGGUUGCCACAGCCACGCUGAACCUUGGGGCGCCCUUCAACGAGGUGAUCGCGCUGAGGGGCCUGCUUCCGCUCUACGUCUCGAUCGGCUCGAGAUUGCCCUUCUUCGACGGCACGCUCGACAUCGUGCACUCGAGCCUGUUCCUGGACGGGUGGGUCGGCGCGGAGCUGCUCCAGUUCGUGCUGUUCGAUUGGGACCGGGUCCUGAGGCCGAGGGGGUUGCUGUGGGUGGACCGGUUCUUCUGCAAGAAGGGAGACGUGAAGAUGUAUGGGGAAGAGUUCGAGAGGCUGAGGUACAGGAAGCUGCUGUGGAGGGUUGUGCCCAAGAGUGACAAGUUUGAGGGUGAGUAUUUCUUCUCUGCAGUGCUUGAGAAGCCCCUUAGAACUUGAAUCUGCAGAAAAAAACCUGUCAUGGUGUAAAUAAGUCAGGAAAUGAGAUUUUGUAAUGGAAAGCAAAUAAAUGAAAAAUCAUCUUUUCGUUUGAAACU
Rhodamnia argentea is the source of this 1061-nucleotide messenger RNA. Its product is annotated as probable methyltransferase At1g29790. The transcript is spliced from 2 exons. Bases 196 to 963 code for a protein of 255 amino acids. Gene Ontology annotation, molecular function: methyltransferase activity. NCBI's taxonomy places the organism in Eukaryota, Viridiplantae, Streptophyta, Magnoliopsida, Myrtales, Myrtaceae. The record is from RefSeq and is a predicted model, not a curated record.